Exophiala bonariae is the source of this 1350-nucleotide messenger RNA. RefSeq lists its product as uncharacterized. The coding region runs from base 1 to 1350 and encodes 449 amino acids. The transcript has a single exon. Gene Ontology annotation, biological process: DNA damage response. Gene Ontology annotation, molecular function: single-stranded DNA binding. Lineage: Eukaryota; Fungi; Ascomycota; Eurotiomycetes; Chaetothyriales; Herpotrichiellaceae. The record is from RefSeq and is a predicted model, not a curated record.
AUGGAAAGCACAUCGGCUAAGUUUGGUUUUAAGCGUGCCUCGUUUGUUCGUUAUCAGCUUCAGGAACAGGGCUUACCAGUUGAUGACGCACCUGCAGAUGAUGAAGCCCGGGAGACUUACAAUUUCCCUCCGGGUGCAUAUGGUCUUGUCUAUCGAGCUGAUGUUCCUGAUCAGGGAGUGAGAGAUAGCAGUGACGUGUCUGCGGGUGCGGAGGAGGUACAACUCCAAGACGCAACUGUAGAGGGAGAAGAAGUUUCCGACGAUUCAAAAGAGCAGCAAACAUCCGACAAUGCCAAGAACAACGACAAAUCCACUAUCACUCACAGCAACGACCCAACCGAGAGAUAUAAAUACCAAAUCAAAGUAAUGAAAUGGGGCUUAAUCCCUUUCUGGACCAAACGCUCGCCAGACUAUUCAAGCAUGCUAAAGACUAUCAACUGCCGGGACGACAGCUUGGCCGAAAACCGGGGUAUGUGGACCACGAUGAAGGCGAAGAAACGAUGCCUAGUCGUGGCGCAGGGAUUCUUCGAGUGGCUCAAAAAGGGGCCCGGACCAAAAGACAAAGUCCCGCAUUUUGUGAAACGCAAAGACGGCCAGUUAAUGUGCUUCGCAGGUUUGUGGGAUUGCGUCAAAUAUGAAGGGAGCGAGGAGGCUGAAAAAUUGUACACCUAUACGAUCAUCACGACGGAUUCGAAUAAGCAACUGAAGUUUCUGCAUGAUCGGAUGCCAGUUAUCUUGGACCCGGGAACCGACGAAAUCAAGAUGUGGUUGGACCCGAGCAGGAAUAAAUGGUCGAAAGAGUUGCAAGCUAUGUUGAAGCCUUUUGAAGGCGAACUGGAGUGUUAUCCAGUCGAUCGAGAUGUAGGAAAGGUGGGUAACAACUCGCCUGGUUUUAUUGUGCCUGUCGACAGUAAGGAGAACAAGAAGAAUAUUGCGAAUUUCUUCGGGAACGCCGCAGCUGUUAGUGGGCAGAAGCAGAAAGCGGCCAUCAAGCCUUCAGAGAAGGGGUUAGAGCAAGAGCCAGAAGAAACCCGCAAGACAGUCGACCACGAUGGGAGCGAAGAUAAUGCCCCUCUACCCGUGCCAACAUCUCCAUCAUCACAGUCACCUCAAAAGCUCACCGGCAAGAAACGAGAAGCUCCGAACUCUCCGGUAUCAUCACCACCUACUAAACAAGCCAAAUUUGGGAGCAACAUAUCGCCGAUGAAAACAGCGGCCUCCACGACCCCAGGAUCUGGCAAGAAGCCGCGCAGUGCGACGAACAACAAAGACCUGGUACUGAAUAGCAACAAGAAUAAGAAGAAGACCGAGGCUGGUACGCAGCGUAUCACGAAUUUCUUUGGGAAAUGA